AUGCGUCGCCAUGGCAGGUCCAGUGGUGGUCCAACAAAGGCUGUCUCGCCCUUGUCCGACACUGUAUCCCUCAUACGUUCGUUCGAUUCGGUCAUGAACCCAAACCGACCCGCGCGUCCCUCGCCCUUGGCCUCCUCCCACAUCAAAGCUUUGCCUUUGGAACUGAUAGAUCGGUUGCGGUCUUUCCCACUGUUUCAAUCUACUCCAGAAUCCUUUUUGAUCGAGGUCGGACAGCAUCUGCGCCCACAGCUCCAUGCACCCAACGAUUACAUCUUGACGGAAGGCGAUGAGGCAAAGGCAAUAUACUGGCUGGUGCGGGGUGCCGUUUCGGUCACAUCUCGGGAUGGUGAAAGUAUAUACGCCGAGCUUAAACCCGGUGCGUUCUUCGGGGAGAUUGGAUUGCUCAUGGACCGUCCUCGCACUGCAACCAUUAUCGCCCGGACUCGAUGCAUGCUGGUCGUGCUCACAAAAGAGGACUUUCGGAAUAUAUUGCCUCGGUUUCCGGAGGUCGAACGGGCGAUUCGGGAGGAGGCGCAGGAGCGAUUGAUGAUUUUAGAAAAGAAAAAGAAAGAAACCUCCGCGCCCGCACUGGAUUUACCUAGCCCGGCGCGAAGGGGCUCAAAAAGAUUGCGUGAGAGCUUUUCCAAGGAUUUAGCCGUUGCAGAGGAUGAUGGGGACUCGAGUGCCAAGUCUGUGUACAAGAAGAGGAAGUCACCGAGCCCCGGUCGGCGGGAUAGCUCCAGUGCGUUGGCAAAUGGAUUGGUCAACGUACGUCUCUUACUUAAGGAGCUGCCACUUUUUUCCGGUUUGCCUGCCGAUAUCCUUCAUUACCUUGGUCUCAAUGCCCAACCGUGUUCUUUUCCUCCAUUUACCGACAUCAUAAAACAAGAUUCCCAGGGCCGUGAGCUCUACUUCAUUGUUCGCGGCGAGGUGGAGGUUCUUACGGAAAAGGACCAUUCAUCAGAAAACAAAAAUGGUCCAAAUGGGCUCAUUGAACGGCCCGGAAUUGAGGUUAAAGCUAGGCUGAAGCAAGGCCAGUACUUUGGCGAGGUGGUCAGUCUAGAUUUAGCACCUCGGAGAACCGCUACAGUUCGAUCUGUGACUUCAGUUGAGUGCUUGAUGCUCAGUGGCGACGUUCUUGCUGAAUUUUGGGAGAAAUGCCCUAGCGGCGUACGGGAACAAGUCGAACGCACUGCCCAAGCAAGGAUCCAGGGGGCAGCGGACGGUGAUGUUGUCAUGUCUGACGAUGCAGAGCCACAACCAUCUAUGGGUAAUCUCGCCCUCGACGACAAAGUAAAGAUCGCAUCAUCACGGCGACGGUCAAUGCCUCUACUUACCCUCACUGAAACGGAACUGGAUGGACCACAUCAGUCCUCACGCGUUGAAGACGAAGAACAGGCUGUGUUACGGCCCUCCGAUCCAGACCCUUACUUCAGCAUGGGUCUGGAUAAAGUCCGGAUGCGAAGUCGACGCGGCUCGCUAGCACCAUUAGCCCCCGAGGAGGUAUCAGGGGAGCAGCAGCGGCCAUCUUCUACGGAGCCACGCUCUGCCAGUUUUUCAACCAUCGCCCUUCCCGAAAAUGACAACCUCUCCAAAUCAUAUCAGACUGAACGGCCCCGGAUUGAUGGCUCCAAUGGAUUAUUGCCGGACAGUGUACUGCUGAACGUCUUUCAGUUCCUUGAGCUCCACCAACUUCUUCGGCUUAGGGCAGUUUCGUCCCAUUGGUCACAGCUCUUGAAAAAAUCUGCGGACGUGGUUCAUGAUUUAGAUUUGAGCGUCUACAACCGUAAGAUUACAGAUGACGUUCUUGUUAAGAUUAUUUGUCCAUUUGUGGGCAAUCGAGCCCGAUCGGUCAAUAUCAACAAUUGCUUUCACAUCACCGACGAAGGCUUCACGGCAUUGUCUGCGACUUGCGCCCCUAAUACAACCGUGUGGAAGAUGAAGAGUGUGUGGGAUGUCACGGCCUCUGCCAUUCUCGACAUGUCUAGCAAGGCCACUAAUCUGCAGGAAGUAGACUUGAGCAAUUGCCGCAAGGUCGGAGAUACACUUCUUGCCCGGAUCAUUGGAUGGGUAGUGCCUGCCGACCAGAAAAUGGGCGAGAAACAGUCAUCGAUCAAACCCACAAUCCAGACAGCAGAACGUACUGUGUACGGCUGUCCAAAGCUGAAGAAACUUACCCUCUCGUACUGCAAACAUGUCACCGAUCGAUCUAUGCAUCACAUUGCGUCUCAUGCCGCUGGUCGGAUUGAGGAAAUGGAUUUGACCCGUUGCACCACUAUCACAGAUCAGGGGUUCAAAUACUGGGGGAAUGCGCAGUUCACCAACCUGCGAAAGCUUUGCUUGGCGGAUUGCACGUACUUGACGGACAACGCCAUAGUCCAUCUAACCAACGCGGCUAAGAACCUGGAAGAGUUAGAUCUGACUUUUUGCUGCGCAUUGUCAGAUACAGCAACCGAGGUGCUUGCAUUGCAGUGCUCACAUUUGAAGUAUUUAAACAUGGCCUUCUGCGGCUCUGCAAUUUCCGAUCCUUCUCUCAGGAGCAUUGGUCUUCACUUACUUUCUCUCCAACAUCUAUCGGUCCGUGGCUGCGUUAGAGUUACUGGAGUUGGCGUCGAGGCUGUCGCGGAGGGUUGCCACCAACUCAGGAUUUUCGAUGUCAGUCAAUGCAAGAAUCUCGGACCCUGGCUAGAGGACGGUGGUGCCGUCCCCUAUCAGCGGAGAAUCGAAUUUAAAACUGUCGCCCCAAACAAGAAGGUUCCUCAAUGA
Molecule: messenger RNA, 2766 nt
Organism: Penicillium coprophilum
Lineage: Eukaryota; Fungi; Ascomycota; Eurotiomycetes; Eurotiales; Aspergillaceae
Exons: 2
Coding region: 1-2766 (921 amino acids)
Molecular function (GO): protein binding; protein-containing complex binding
Source: RefSeq, a predicted model, not a curated record